Messenger RNA from Yarrowia lipolytica CLIB122, 2985 nucleotides. RefSeq lists its product as uncharacterized. Gene Ontology annotation, cellular component: mitochondrion; glycine cleavage complex. The record is from RefSeq and is a predicted model, not a curated record. Lineage: Eukaryota; Fungi; Ascomycota; Dipodascomycetes; Dipodascales. Gene Ontology annotation, molecular function: glycine binding; glycine dehydrogenase (decarboxylating) activity; pyridoxal phosphate binding. Gene Ontology annotation, biological process: glycine decarboxylation via glycine cleavage system.
AUGCUACGAACCCUCAACCGGACAAGUCGUAUCUUGCGACUGUCGGCCACAAAAACCCGAUUUGGAUCCACAUUUUCAGCAGCAACACGACCUCUGGACACUUAUCUUCGACGACAUGUUGGUAGCGAAUCUGCAGAUGUGAACAAGAUGCUCCGAGCUCUAGAUUACGCUACUGCCGAGUCAGCUAUGGACAGCUUCGUGUCAGAUGUCGUUCCCCCCAAUGUUCUGACCAAGCGACCUCUUGCUGUCAAGCCCACACAAGGUUUCUCUGAAUCUGAGCUGACCAGCCGGUUGGGAGAGAUUGCUUCCAAAAACAAGGUCUUCAAGUCCUAUAUCGGAAAGGGCUAUGUCGGAACUGUUGUUCCACCCGUCAUCCAGCGAAAUGUUCUCGAGAACCCCCUCUGGUACACCUCAUACACACCCUACCAGCCCGAGAUCAGUCAGGGUCGUCUGGAGUCACUCCUGAACUACCAGACCGUUAUUACUGAGCUCACCGGAAUGGCAGUUGCCAACGCUUCUCUUCUUGACGAGGGUACUGCGGCAUCGGAGGCCGUUACAAUGGCAUUCAACGCUUUCAAGGGCAAGCGAGGCAUUUUCCUUGUUGACAAGAACGUUCAUCCCCAGACCAUUGCUGUUGUCCAGUCUCGAAGUGUAGCUCUUGACGUCGACGUCAAGGUUGUCGACGUGUCUGAUCUCUCCAACGGCAAGUCUGAGAGCCCUAUUGACCAGGUCUGCGGUGUUCUAGUGCAAUACCCAACCACUGACGGUUCCAUUGUCGAUUACCAGAAGCUCAGCGACACCCUCAAGGGUGAGGGCAACGGUAGCCUGCUGUGCGUUGCCGCUGACCUUCUGGCCCUCACCCUUCUCAAGCCUCCUUCCGAUUUCGGUGCCGACAUUGUUCUCGGUACCUCCCAGCGAUUUGGUGUCCCCAUGGGUUACGGUGGACCUCAUGCUGCUUACUUUGCUGUUGCCGAUGGCCAGCACCGAAAGAUGCCAGGACGACUUAUUGGCAUGUCCCGUGAUCGACUUGGCGGCGAGGCUUAUCGACUGGCCCUCCAGACUCGUGAGCAACACAUUCGAAGAGAGAAGGCGACCUCUAACAUCUGCACAGCCCAGGCUCUCCUUGCCAACAUGAGCGCAUUCUACGCUAUCUACCAUGGACCUGAGGGCCUUCGGAAGAUCGCCGAGCGUGUCAACCUGCUCACCUCCAUCCUUGCCACUGCCGUUGAAGCCAAGGGCGUUAAGGUCGAGAACAAGCACUUCUUUGACACUCUCACCCUGCAGGUUCAGGAUGCCAACAAGGUCAUUUCUGCAGCUGAGGCCAAGGAGAUCAACCUUUACAAGCUUGACGAUAAGACCGUUUCUCUGACUCUCGAUGAGACCGUCACUCACGGUGAUCUUGUCAACCUUGCAUCGGUUUUUGGCGUUUCUGAGGCUGACUUGGAGUCUGCUGCUGAUAAUGUCACCAGCAGUAUUCCCUCUGAUAUGCUGCGAACUGAUAAGUACAUGCAGCACGAUGUGUUCAACAAGUACCAUUCAGAGACCGAGCUUCUUCGAUAUAUGAAGCAUCUUCAGUCAAAGGAUCUGUCUCUCGCCGAUGCUAUGAUUCCUCUGGGUAGUUGCACAAUGAAGCUUAAUGCCACCACUCAGAUGGCACCCAUCACCUGGCCUGAAUUUGGCCAGCUUCAUCCCUUUGUUCCUCUCAACCAGGCUCAGGGCUACAAGGAGCUUUUGAUCGAGCUUGAGGAUGAUCUUGCGGACAUUACCGGUUUCGAUCGAAUGUCUCUGCAGCCCAACUCUGGUGCUCAGGGUGAGUACACCGGCCUACGAGUCAUCCGUGCCUACCUUGAGUCUCAGGGCCAGGGCCACCGAAACAUCUGUCUGAUCCCUGUCUCUGCUCACGGUACCAACCCAGCUUCUGCUGUGAUGUCAGGCAUGAAGGUUGUCGCUGUCAAGUGUAAGAAGGAUGGUGAGCUUGAUCUCGUCGAUCUUGCUGCCAAGGCUGAGAAGCAUAAGGAUAACCUGGCUGCGUUCAUGGUCACUUAUCCUUCCACUUUCGGUGUUUUCGAGCCUGGUGUCAAGGAGGCGAUUGAUAUUGUUCACAAGAAUGGCGGACAGGUAUACAUGGACGGUGCCAACAUGAACGCUCAGAUCGGUCUGACCUCCCCUGGUGAGAUGGGUGCUGAUGUGUGCCAUCUCAACCUCCACAAGACCUUCUGCAUCCCCCACGGCGGUGGUGGACCUGGCAUGGGCCCUAUUGGUGUCAAGUCUCACCUGGCUCCUUUCUUGCCUGCUCACCCCGUUGUUGAGAUGAGCGAGGUUACAGGCCUUUCUACAGAGAAGUCAAUUCAGCCUGUUUCUGCUGCACCCUUUGGAUCUGCUUCUAUCCUCCCCAUCUCCUGGGCUUACAUUAAGCUGAUGGGUGCUACCGGACUGCUCAAGGCCACUGAAAUCGCUCUCCUUAACGCCAACUACAUGAAGAAGCGACUUGAGCCCCAUUACCCUAUUCUCUACACCAACAACAAAGACAAGUGCGCUCAUGAGUUCAUCCUUGACAUGCGACCUUUCAAGGCAUCGUCUGGAAUCGAGGCUAUUGAUAUUGCUAAGCGUCUCCAGGAUUACUCUUUCCACGGUCCCACCAUGUCCUGGCCUGUUGCCAACACUCUUAUGGUCGAGCCCACUGAGUCUGAGUCUCUAGCAGAGCUUGACCGAUUCUGUGAUGCUCUGAUUUCCAUCCGACAGGAGAUCAAGGAGAUUGAGGACGGCAAGAUUCCCCGGGAGAACAACGUCCUCAAGAACUCCCCCCAUCCUCAACAGGACCUUUUGGCCGAGACUUGGGAUCGACCCUACACCAGAGAGCAGGCUGCUUAUCCCGUAGCUAGCCUUCGAGAGAAGAAGUUCUGGCCGUCAGUUGCUAGAGUAGAUGAUACCUUUGGUGAUCUCAACUUGUUCUGCACCUGUGAACCUCCCGCUCUCGAGGAGUAG